Drosophila serrata is the source of this 4619-nucleotide messenger RNA. RefSeq lists its product as uncharacterized. Lineage: Eukaryota; Metazoa; Arthropoda; Insecta; Diptera; Drosophilidae. Gene Ontology annotation, biological process: proteolysis. Gene Ontology annotation, molecular function: metallocarboxypeptidase activity; zinc ion binding. The record is from RefSeq and is a predicted model, not a curated record.
AUGGAUACCAAAACGGGGACUCCCACUGGCAUCAAGCUCUGCCUUUGGCUCACCAUCAUCUUGCUCUUCACCGAUCUAUCGGAGGCCAUCGAUUUUGGCUAUCAUCCCAGUGCCGAGGAGUUUGACACUUUGCUGAGGGAGACCACCAAGCAGAGUCCCUGGAGCCGGGAUCUUCUCCAGCAGCAACAGCAGCAGCAGCGUUUUAUCCACGACAAUCGAGGAUUUGUGCCGCGUUAUCAGCACCAGACCUCCAUACGCUUUCAGCCGCCGGAGUUGGAUUUUCAAUUGUUCGAUCAGGAUCAGGAUCAGCCCUCACAGCCGUAUGUCUUUGAGUCUGUGGAGGAGGAUGAUGUGGCCGCCAGUGCAGGGGAUCAGCUGCAUGUGCAGAGUGAGCUGCUGGAGAUCAAGGAGCCCACCAGGAGACCUGGCAAUAGCUCUUAUAGCUCUCCUGCAACCUUUCCCAUAUACUUUACCCAUCCCACCACGGGCAUAGUGUAUGCCAUUAGCCAAGUGGGAGCAGGAGGUGAAGGAUUAGGAGCAGCAGCAGGAGGAGGAGUCGGACUACCCCCCACUGCUGGCCAAAGUCGUAACGAUAGCAAUGCCAUUGCAAUUUAUGUGACCAAAGCCCAGUAUGAUGCAGAUAUGGAGAAGCUACGACGGCGUUAUGAACACCAAUGUCAGGUUGCGCCACCAGGCACAGUGAUAUCCACCCUGAAUCCCAGCCAGCAGCAUCAGCAGCAGAUUGGAGGAAUCACCACUGCGAGGCCCCAAAUUAUACGCCUCAAGAAACCCAAAUAUCCGCCGGGAAGACCCAGUAAUAAAUUACCCAAACCCGGCCAUCGACCGCCUCCCGUGAUGGUGACCAGUGGACCCAUCGAUCAUGUAAGCGAUCAGUUGCUAAAGUUGCCACACAGAGGAGGCGCCACCAUGACCACCUCGACCAGUACGACCAGCACCACCACCACCCGGAAGCCGAGCACGCGCAGGAAACGUCGCAAGAAGAAAAAGCCCAGCAAGGAUAAGGUGGUAAAGAGACGACCCAGGCCAGGAUAUGGGGGUAAUAAUACCCGCAAUCAGCCAGGACCAUUGCCCAUUAUCCUGGGCAAGAGACCAAGUGGGAGUAGCACCACCACAACAAGGCCACCACCGCCGGCAUACACGCAACUGGAGAAGCCGCACAUGCCGGUGGCCACCACCCAACCGACGGGCAGCAAUGUCUUCAGUCAGCAUUUGUACAGAGCGGGGGAAGAAAGUGACACAAGGGAAGAAUUGCAUGAAGAAGGAUCACCCGGAGAAGAAAGUGAAUUAAAGGAAGAAUUACUCAAAAAAGGGUCAAGAGAAGUGGAGAGUCCUAGCCGCAGGCGACGCUCUUUGGAGGCUCUACAAGGAGGAAAUAGGAAAGCAUCUAGAAGAGAUCCUUCCUUAAAGAAAGCAGAAGAAACUCAAGAUAAAAAAGGAAGAAAAAGACAGCAAAGAACUUCCAGAAGAAAUGGAGAAAUCAGAAGAACCCUGAGUAAGCCAAAAAACUGGAGAAAGGCUGUAAAGAAAUCACUAAAAUCCCUUGAUCAUCGUCGACAACGUCGCUCCCUCCAAGUAAUCACUCCAGAAACCAAGAUCCAGGAUCCCACAAAAUCCUCGGGACUUGUCCAAGGACCACAAAGAGUAGUCUCCGCUCGAAGGGUAAGCACACCGCCCAGGAGCACUCCCCGCCGGCGUUCCAAAGGUAGCAGUUCCAAGCCCAAAACCAAGCAGCCACCACAAACUCCAGUGCCCAAGGACAAGGGUAAGACCGAGGUGGCCCAUAUGUUGCCCACGGCCAUACAUUUGGCCCACUGGAAUCACAGCCGAAAGGAGCAGGGAGUACAAAGGACACAAAGUGAUCCCUUAACAUCCCUGAAGAAAAACCAAACUGCAAGGAUUUCAACACCAAAAUUGAAUAAGAAAUCCAAAAGCAAGGAGCGUAAAAGAGGAAGACCCGAGGGCUCUAGUUUUCCCGAUCUUUUCGAGCUCAUGGGCGAUGAUGGAGACUAUGAUGAUGAUGGUAAAGAGGAGCAGGAUGAGGAUGACGAGGAUGAAGACGAAGACUACUUUUAUGGAAAGCCAGUAAGGCGACGGCACACCGAUCAGCAGAGUGACCAAAAGGAGGAUAGCAGCUCCGCGGAGGAGGGUGCAGAUUUUGGGGCCAUGGUUGAGGAUGAGGUGACCACGCCCCCGGCAACCAGCAGCGAAGAGGAGGCGACGACGUCAGCUGAGGUCACCUCCAGCACCAAGAACUCCAUGGCCAAGAAGAAGAUACGCAUCAGGCGACGUCCUGUGGAUACGGAGGAGGACUAUGAUGAUGAUGAUGAGGAUUCUGGCAUUGGUGGCUUUUUUCGCAUGCUUUUUUAUCCCGUUCAGGUGGCCAUGUCGAGGAUAAUGGAUGGCUUCAGCAGUCCCGAGGAGGAUGAGGACAAGGAGCCUUCAGGACCCAUGAUAAGCAAGUACCCGAGCUACACGCUCUAUCACAAUGCCCACAGCAAUGAGGCCUACGCAGAGCCUGAGGAUCAGGAUCAAGAUGAGGAUGAAGAGGAAUCCUCCUCGCUGGGCAGUUGGUUUAGCUCCUGGUUUGGUUUGCAGCGGAAAACGAAGAAGAUUGGAAGUACCACCACCACCACGACAGUGGUGCCUCUGCCCACACCCUCAAAGGAGCCACCUGGCUGGCUAGAGUCCUGGUUUGGUUUUGGCAAGACCAACACCAAGGAUGAGGAGGAGGAAGAUGACUAUGAUAAAUGGUUUGCCAGCUGGUUCGAUUCACGGCCCAAGCGAAAGGUCAGACGACGUUCCACCACCUCCACAUCGACCACAUCGACCACAACAACCAGUCCAGCUGCAGCAGCUGCCCAGGUGCCCAUCCUGACCAUUGUGGAUCCACUGCGAAAUCCCCAAAACUGGAUUGGCAUUCUAGCGCAUCACAUAGUUAACUCCACGGCUACGACUACCAGUAAUCCUUUGCUGCAGGCACUGGCCACCCGGAUGUCAAGUACCAGGGGAACCACUAGCACCUCAAGUACCACAACCAGUACGACCACAUCGAAGCCAGAGGUUCCUAGGAGAAUAAAUUAUGAUAAGUAUCAGAUUUGGAGACUAAAGCCACAGGAUGAGACGCAGGUGCGAGCUCUAGAGGAUUUCAAAAAGGCCGAGGAUGGCGUCAAGAUGCAGUGGCUCAAGGGGCCAAGUUUAAGAGGUCUCACCGAUGUCCUUGUGCCGCCCAAAAUGCUGGUGGAUUUCCAGGGCACUUUGAACUACGAGGGCAUUGCCCACGAGGUGCUCAUCUUUGAUGUGGGCAAGGCCAUAGCCUAUGAGCGUUCCAAGGAGGAUUAUCUGCACACCACACGGCCAUCGAAGCAUCAGUCCUCACGUCCCACAAUACCACCGCCCAUGACCUGGAAUCGGUAUCAUAAUCAUGAUGAGAUUGUCAAGUAUUUGGAGACGGUACGCAUGCGCCAUCCGCAGCUGGUCGAGCUCAUACACAUUGGACGCUCCUACGAAGGUCGUCCCUUGAUCGUGGUCAAGAUUGAGUCCAAGCAAGCGAGUUUAUAUACCGGAAAUAGCGAUGGUCCUGUGACGGGGAAACGGCCCAAGCGGAAACACAAAGCUGGCCAGGCAAAUGCUGUGUUCGUGGAGGCUGGAGCUCAGGGAUUGGCUUGGAUAGGACCAGCAACGGCCACCUGGAUGAUAGCCGAGCUGCUUAGACUGAUGAAAACCAACAAAAGCAACGAGGAGGUGGAGUUUAUACGGAACACCACCUGGUAUGUGAUGCCCGUCCUUAAUCCCGAUGGUUAUGCCUAUAGCCAUGAGUAUGAUCGUUUCUGGAAGAAAUCACGAUCGCAACAUCAGGCCCCGCCGCCCAGUGGCCUCUUGGAUUCGGCAAUGACAUGGCUACAGCAGAAACGGGGACCGGAAAAGGUCUGCUAUGGUGUGGAUCUCGAUAGGAAUUGGCUUUACCAGUGGGGCAAACGUGGCAGCUCCAAGGCUCCCUGCAAUGAGUUCUAUGCGGGUCCCACGCCCUUCUCCGAGCCGGAAACGAAGGCAGUUUCGGAAUUUCUCAUGGACUACAGAACGCAAAUCAAGUUGUACAUAUCCCUGCAGGCCUAUGGUCAGGUCAUAUCCUAUCCUGUGAAGGCCAAUUCCACAUUUAAUUCGGAGCGUUUGGAUGAUUUCCUGGAUGUGGCCAUGGUGGGCACCGAUGGACUCCGCAAAAAGGGCAGCAAGUCGCGCUACAAGGUGGAUGCCUCCAAUGAUCUAAUAGAACAGCGAUCGGGCUGUGCGGAUGCCUUUGCCGCCUACGAGAUUGGAAUACCCUUUAGCUAUACGCUCCAGCUGGCGGACAAUGGUGUCCAUGGCUAUCUGCUGCCCAGCAGUGCCAUCGAGCCCACGGCUCGGGAUGCCUUUGAGAUCAUUAGCGGCAUGAUGGACUACAUUUAGGUUGAAGGAGAAUGGAGGAUGAUGGGCAGGGAUUCGGGUUGGGUGCUUAGUUCCUUUUUUUCCUAUCAAGCGCAUUCUUUGGUCGUUUGCGUUCCGGAGAUCAUAUUUUAACAUUUUCGGAAUACACUCCCCAAAAAGGAUAUCCAUACUUGAAU